CGCGGCGGGCGCGAGCCGGUCGGCGGUGCCAUGGAGAGCGGUCUGGUCGCGCGCCUCGGGCUGCGCGCGGGCAUCGCCGACCCCCCCGUGCUCAGGAAAGCUGAGGAGUAUCUACGGCUUUCUCAGGUGAAGUGCGUCGGACUGUCGGCGCACACUACGGCCACGAGCGAUGCAGUGAUGUGUUUGGACCUCGCGGCUACUUGCAUGAAGUGUCCGCUGGACAGGACUGACUUAGUUAAGCUAUCAGGUUUAAACAAGAAGGCGUACCAGAGUUGCCUGAAGUCUUUUGAGUGUUUACUGGGCCUGAACUCAAAUCUUGGAAUAAGAGACCUCGCCGUACAAUUUAGCUGCACAGAGGCAGUGAAUGUAGCUUGUAAAAUACUACAGAGGUAUGAAUCCAGCCUUCCCCAGACACAGCAAGUGGAUCUUGAUCUAUCCAGGCCCUUGUUCACAACAGCAGCUCUUUAUUCAGCUUGCAGGAUUCUAAAGCUAAAACUGGAUAAGAAAAAACUGGCAACCACAGCUGGUGUGAAGAAACCCAUUUUUGAUCGGCUCUGUACCCAGCUAGAGAAAAUCGGACAGCAGAUUACUAUUGACCACAACCAAUCAGACUCCCCACCUCCCAAGAGACAGAAGACCCUGGCGGAACAACCUGAAAAAGAACCACAAAAGGAAGCAGUGUUUCCAAGCAAGCAACAGAAAAGUGAAGAAUUGAAUCAGGACUAUGAAGAAUGGAAAAGGAAAAUUUUAGAAAAUGCGACUAAAGCACAAAAGAUGAAAAACGAGUGACUUGGGCUUCCAAACUGCACUACAGUUCUCUCUCUCUCUCUCUGUCAUUUCUUAGCUACAGGGGUUUGAAGAAGAUUCAGCAUUUUGAUUUGGAUGGUUGUAGCAAAUGUGCAGUGGUCAGUUUUUUUAGAUGAGUCGGGCCCCUCUGCUCAAAAACAGUGAAUCUCAAGUUGCUUUUGGCAGACAUAACUUCCUUUCCAAGCAUUUGAAAACUGAUAAUUGCCAUUUUAAGAAGUCAGCCUGCUUUACAAGAAGUACAAAGUCCCAAGUCCUGAGAGAGUGAAAGCAGGUUUGGCUAAAAUCACCCCUUAGUGGUUUCUGAGCCCCCACAGCCACCUUUUGGCUGCAGUGUCUUUAGAGCACUCUGCACAAAGCAGAAUCUCUGACUUUUAAGGGAAUUUGGAACUCUUUUAUAAUUUAAUUAUCUUGGCCCUGUGCAUUACCCAUUUCUGAAGUAGCAGGCGGGUGGGAGUCACUCUCCUUAUUUUAGUGCUUAAAAUACCCCACAUAGUGAAUGAAGAGGAGUGAAAGCUGAUGUCUUUUUAUUGCAUAAACUUCUGAUUGAACUGAAACUAAGAUGGCGUUGAAAUAAAUUAUUUUGUUUAUGGUUA
Messenger RNA from Ornithorhynchus anatinus (platypus), 1400 nucleotides. It is a transcript of the gene ORC6, whose product is annotated as origin recognition complex subunit 6. Gene Ontology annotation, cellular component: nuclear origin of replication recognition complex. The record is from RefSeq and is a predicted model, not a curated record. Gene Ontology annotation, biological process: DNA replication initiation; DNA replication. The transcript is spliced from 7 exons. NCBI's taxonomy places the organism in Eukaryota, Metazoa, Chordata, Mammalia, Monotremata, Ornithorhynchidae. Gene Ontology annotation, molecular function: DNA binding. The coding region runs from base 31 to 789 and encodes 252 amino acids.